Molecule: messenger RNA, 1782 nt
Organism: Fulvia fulva
Lineage: Eukaryota; Fungi; Ascomycota; Dothideomycetes; Mycosphaerellales; Mycosphaerellaceae
Exons: 2
Coding region: 1-1782 (593 amino acids)
Biological process (GO): protein catabolic process in the vacuole; cellular response to glucose starvation
Source: RefSeq, a predicted model, not a curated record
AUGACCGAAGUAUUACAGGUCCCCAGGCAACCUGAUGGACAGUCAUAUUACCAAAAUUCGGCACUACGACGCUCAAGCCCAUCAUCCUCCUCGUUGUUCCUCGACACAGCGGGGCUCUCCUCGAGUCCAAAAGCGACUGCCGCCUCUACUCCGCAUGCUGAGCACCAGGAGCGGUUACCCGUCUCGUUGCCGCCCUCGAGUGCCAGCUCCUUCUCGAGCAUAUCCAAUGCCACUACGCUGGACUCUGCCUUCGACAGCACGAACUCGUCGAUAGAUACGGAUCUAACCCUGGACACGGACCUCGACUUCCCAAACUACGACGACGUAUCAUACCGACACGACUCGGCGAGCACAGGCGUACCGCCGUCGUCGCCCGCAUUCUGCGAUGACUCCAGCGAGCCGACCCAGUCGACCUGCACAGAUACAACACGCUCCGACUCGCCUCUGCCCACGCCGACUGUCGUGGAUGAUAGUGCUAUCAAGCAGGAGCCAUCGCGGCAGGUAGAUUUCUUGAGUCAUGACUGGCGAGAAGAAGAUAUAUGGGCUUCCUGGAGGCAUAUUGUGUCUCAAAGGAAGGCGGUAUAUGGCGAGCGGUCGAGAUUGGAGAAUGCUUCAUGGCGGACUUGGGCAAAGACCAAGUUUGAUCUCGAUACCGUCUCGCCGGAACGGCUUAACUGGCUCAAGGAAUCAGAUGUGACAUGGCUUUACGGCCCACUCAAAUCCGCAGAGUCAUACCCUAUAACCCAAAAUACAUCAGAACCAGGCUCGCAGAUCUCGAAGAACAACUCCUUCAUCAACAAGAAGCCAAUCUUGAAGAAACGGAGCAUGUCGGAAGUGAUGCUUCAAAAGUCUAUCUCGAGCUCAUCGCUGGUCAAGCAAGCAGCAUCCGCUGUCCAGCUGUCAGGCCGAGGUGGCCGAAGAUACGGCACCAUGUCGGAUAUCGUAGACUCCAAGCUACAGUCGGAGACACCUAGUAGGGACCAGGUCGACUACUUUACAAGCCGCAGCACCAGUAGUGGUGGCACGCCUUGCGAGACUCAAGAGAGGCGGCACAUCCGAUUCGAUGAUCGCGUGGAGCAAUGCAUCGCUAUCGACUGCAAGGAUCCAGCUUUGGACGAGGAAGAAGAAGAGAGUAGCGAGGAAGAAGAUGAUGUGAAGCACAACGGCAGCACCGACUCGAGUAGUGAUGACGGUAUUGUGAUGAUGAAAAGGAAGAAGCUGUCCGGGCAGAAACGAAAAAAGGCAGGGAGUCGGAGCAGUUCAACUAGCGGGAGACGAAUCAUCGAAACACUCCCAGCGACUACGCUGAAAUAUCGAACGGAUAGCCCGGAUGUCACGGAAGAAGCACAGCACCACACCUUUGGACGGUCUUGGAACACUGCUAACCUGAGCCCGAGCCCAUCACAGGAGACACUACGGCCUGCAAAUCCUUCCAGAAACUUUUUGCUACAGCAGGAGCAUGACAAUGACGAUGAGGUCGAUUCUGACUCGUCCUGGUCUUUUGGUGCCAGUAACCCGAAGUCGUCGUUUGCCCUGGUUGACCGACGGCCAGGGGGUCCAUCGAGCAGUCGAGCGAGAAACGCAAGUCCUGGCCCUGGACCAAGAAGUGGCGACUACGAGAUAGAAGGCAUGCGAAGGACCAGUAGCGGGAUGUUCAUGCCCAUUGACGAUGAGGAAGAGGACGAUGCUGUGGCAACUGGUCUCUUCGGCAGGGUCAGCGAGACCAUCAAUACAGCUAGGGACAUUGCUCAUGUCAUCUGGAACGUCGGCUGGAGGAAUUAA